AUGAGAGGUGCAGAGUCGCAGGCGAGUGCAACCAAGGACUUUCAGAAGAGCCAGCGUCCAAAUCGAGUUCUUGCCCGCUCGGGUUUUCACGACCAGCAAGGCACACAGUAUCCUGAUAAUACAAACACAUUCAAUCGUCCGCCAAGAAUCUACCCGAACCCUCACAACAAUUCAAUCAGUUUCCCUGGCGAGGCAGGUUUACUUCAACAAAAUGAGGUGCACGCUCCUCUGGGAACCACUUUCCACCACUCUGGGAACCUCAACCAUCCCUUUCAAGGAGGAUACGCGACCCCUCAACAUAGCUUCGGGGGUCCGAAUGGUUUAGGUAACCGUCAUCCAAACGUACAGCAACCACCCAUGCCCCAAAAAGGGCUUACGCCCAACCGUGGUAGAAACAACAGUACCUCUUCCCGCUUGGACCGAUUCGAGAACAACGACAACCGGUGGUCGCAUCAGAACCAAGAGAACGUCAACAGUACAAACCCUGGACUUAAUCGGGGAGGUUAUCAGCGUGGUGGGGGACGCAAAAAUCGUCGUGGUGGCCAUAACUCGCGAAAUGCAACUGCUCCAGUGAUGCAACCUCACAUUGGCCCUGAGUUUGUUCAAAAGAAGCGCGAUGGGACGCCAUGGAGAGAUCAAUGGCGCCGAGGUGGCUCAGAUCUGACUCAGGUGACGUGUGAAAAUGUCCAGAAUGGGUUGACAAUCAAGGACUAUGUUCAUUGCUCGUGCCAGAUGUGUGAGGCACGCAACCGCUCUGUGCACGUCAUCGCUGAGGCAUAUCAAGACAUCCCGCAGGCCGAUAUGCUUACACGAAUCAAGUUUGGUCUAAGUGAGCGAUAUGGGUUUGUGGAGGAGGUAUAUCCCUUGCCAUCCAAGGAGCCAGGACGAUUUAUAGCACGGUUUGCCGACUCGUCUUCUGUUGGCGAAGCCCUGACAAUGGGCGGCGGAAACAUGCCCGAGCAAGGGAUACAUGUCAUCUUCUCUCCUGCCUUGCGCUCGAAAUGGACACUUUCUGCUCAGGCGCCAACUCGAGUAUUAGCAAGUCAAUCGGUGAAGCAACACUCUUCAACUACACAGUUCUCUCCCUAUCCCUUUGGCCUUUCGGUACCCACCAACGCUCUGGGUAUCUCUACAGCUACUACUAUGGUGCCUGGAAUGAUCUAUCCGCCAUUGGCCAACCCAGUGCAAACGUAUAAUCCCCAGAACUGGCCCAAGAUUGGGGGGCAUCGUACUCUCUCGGGAUUCGUGCAGCCUCCUAAGUUUGAACAUCCACCUGCCACCAGAUAUCGUAUGACAAAUGCACAACAUCCUGGUCCUGGAAAACCAACUCUUGGCUUCGCCCAGUUUCCGGCUCCUGCCACCGUGGAAAUGGAGAAGAACAUCACGCUUCUGGAUGAGCCACUGCAGACAAAGCCUCCCGCAGAGGAAGCCUUGGAUGACAUCCAUCAACUUAGCCAAUGUACUUCUGACAGCCCAGGAAGUGACGGAAGCAAAUGUACCGGACGCAAGGCUCGAGUAUCUUUGCCUAAUACCCCCACUAAAUCACCCCAUGGACGCCAUGAAGGAUCCAUCACGACAGCAAACUACCCGAUUCCCAAGAGGGAUACUUCUAUGGGAGAGGAUGGUACUGCUAAUCUUGAUAGUAAUCUUGAGAAUAGACUUGAGAGUAGGGAGGGGGCGAGCACCGCACCUCGCCCUCAAGCUGUAUCGGCGUCUGGAGUAGUGAGCAAAGAGGGCACUCACCAUCGUGCACCUAGCGCCUUUACCGAGCAUGAAAUCAAAGAGAGACGACAAGCAUGGGCCAAAAUCUCGAUGCCGCUCAAUCUUCGCAGGCCCAAGUCUUCCACACCAACGAAGUCGAACAAUGGCAACACCAAGGAUGAAAACUUGAAAGUUCCUAACCCCGACAAGCACGAAGCUAACGUUGCUGGGUCCGAAAGGUCAACCACUCCAACUCAGAAUGUGACCUUUACCCCAGAUACAGGUAGUGUAUACGAGCCGUCUCCCGAAAAGCCCGAGAAUAAAGCCUCUCCCCAGCAAGCACGAAGUUCACCUUCAGACACUCGUUUGAUUGCACCAGCAGCAGAGCAGGUGAUGUCUCCAGACAAGACGCAUCAACACGAGAACGAAGCAACUGAGGCUAUUGUAGAGUCUUCUCUGACUGGAAGCCCCGCUCACAAGGAUGGACAGCCAAACCAGACAGAAGUGCCUGAGCAUCAUGGGCAAGACAUUUCUCUUCACGUAUCCCAUUCAGCAAGCCAUCUGGAAGACGCAUCAGGUACCCAAAGAAAGGGCAGGUUUGUCAAGAACAAUAGGUCAAAGAAGAAGAAGGCAAAACAGAACUUGAUAUCUCAGAGCAAUGCAUCGGAUUACAAUAUCCAUCAGCAGACACAACCUUCCUCAUCCGCGCCUCGCACUGAACACAUGGUCCCUCGAAUCUCGCAGCUUGAUGGAUCAGAGAAAACAUUGAGCUCAGCGCCCACAAACCAAUAUGAGAGUCAAGAGCCUGGCUUAUCUUCGCCCAUAAAGAGACAUCAUGAAGAUAUCGAGCUGCGUUCUGCUUCUGGCUCUUUCAAACGAAGCAAGAAGGAUGAAAGCAUCCACGUGCCUGCUUCGGGUCAUUCACAAAUACAGCAGAACUCAUUUGACGAAUCUGAUUCACCUGAUGAAGACGCACGUGGUCGCAAAGGUUUUAGAGUGGGCAGGGGAGGUUCUCUUCGCAUGUCCAAGCAGCGCCGACCUCGUGCGAUUAUGCCCGGGUCAGUACUUGCCCAGCAACACUUUGAGGCUGACACGCCACCUCCUUCAUCUGAUUUCGCUUUCCAAUGCAAAAGUCACACUGUCUCCAGCUCACCAGUGGUUCGUGGAGCUGAUAAUGGUGCAACAAGCCGCCUCAACCCCCAGGCCCAGGAAUUUGUCUCCCCAUCUAGACCAGCCGGCUUCAACAAGCAGUUGGCUGUCGAACCCAGUGAUACCGAAACUUCCGGAAGUUGCACACUGGAUGGCUCAGCUACUCACACUCCCAAACAAGAAAAGUCGUCCAAGACUGGACUUCGCAACACGAAAACCUCUAUACGCGAUGAUUUUGUCAUAUCGACAGUGACUGAUACGACCCCAAAACAUCGUCGGGCUCUUUCGGAGGUGGUGCAGAAGGACAGCCUUAAGAAGGGUAAAGGGCAGGGAAGCCAAAAAGAGGUGAAGAAGACUCCAUCCAAGAACUCGAAGCGAGGCAAAGGCAAGGAAAGAGCUGUGACUAUAAGCGCAAAGCCUGAGAAGAUUGAAACCAAGAGCCAGAUGACUCAGGACACACCUCGAACUCCCGAGCACCAAGAAACCAAGGGCAAGAAACCUGGACUGAUCAAUGAUGACUGGCCAACACUUCCAGCAUCUCGUGAUCGCGCGCAGUCAAAGCCGCGAACACCAUCAAUCUGGGGUGCCAAGACGAAGACGACGGGAGACGAUGGUGGUGUUGGACAAGGCUCACCUGUGACAAAGUAA
This is a messenger RNA of Fusarium sp. VM40, 3498 nucleotides long. The record is from the annotation of a GenBank genome assembly. NCBI's taxonomy places the organism in Eukaryota, Fungi, Ascomycota, Sordariomycetes, Hypocreales, Nectriaceae.